Messenger RNA from Neoarius graeffei (lesser salmon catfish), 3036 nucleotides. RefSeq lists its product as uncharacterized. Gene Ontology annotation, molecular function: metalloendopeptidase activity. The record is from RefSeq and is a predicted model, not a curated record. Lineage: Eukaryota; Metazoa; Chordata; Actinopteri; Siluriformes; Ariidae. The coding region runs from base 217 to 2700 and encodes 827 amino acids. Gene Ontology annotation, biological process: proteolysis. Gene Ontology annotation, cellular component: plasma membrane. The transcript is spliced from 22 exons.
AUUCGGUUUCGUUUGUUGUGCUGUUUCGGUGACUUCAGUACUCUGACUCGUGGCAGGAAGAGUUAACAGACUGUGAGUGGUCAAACUACAGCAGGUCUUGAACGCAGCAUGAUCAGUUGGUGCGUGGACAGGUGAAGGUGUGGCGCUGUGUACCUGUCUCUCUCUCUCUCUCUCUCUCUCUCUCUCACUCACACACACACACACACACACUGAGGAAUGGGGGCAGAAGAACCCAGGAGAAGCGGAAGAAACAGAAGUGGACACUGGCCCACGGUUCUGCUGCUCAUCCUGAUCCACGCACAUGGAUUCGUGAGCCAAGAUCUGUUCCACAAACAAAUUUCAAAGCUGAAACAUUACCAGGUCGUCAUCCCUCAGCUUGUGCACCACCGGUGGCAGAGACAUGACACCAGGACGCAAACGCACAAACAGAAAACGGAUUCAGAGAGUUUGACCUACUCGAUUGAGAUCAAUAACACUGUUCACCUCUUACAUCUAACCAAAAACAAAGAGUUUUUAUCUCCUGACUUCGCUGUGGUCUCUCAUGAUGUGCAUCGUAACUCAGUGAAAAAGCACCGAGAGAAACCUACGCUGUGUCAUUACUACGGACGAGUGUCAGGUUAUGAGGACUCUCUGGUGGCUCUGAGCGCCUGUAAUGGACUCAGGGGCGUCAUUUUCAUCGCUAACGAGGGUUACGCCCUCGAACCUGCCCUGAACACCUCAAACAACGAGCACAUCCUGUUUCCUCUGAAGGAUGGGCAGUCAGGCCCAUUUGUGUGUGGCGUGGACAGCCAACGUGACUGUGGUGAUGACGGCUCCUGUGACCACACCUUGCCAAUGGGCACAUUUUUACGGAAAAAACGCAACCUGCCUCAGACCAGAUACGUAGAGCUGGUGUUAGUCGUCGACAAUCUGAGGUUUAAGAUUUCGAAGGGCAACCGCACUGCCGUGAAGGAGGAAAUGGUCCAGAUCGCUAAUUUAUUGGACACGUACUUCAAGCAGCUGAAUAUCCGCAUCGUCCUGGUGGGUCUGGAGAUUUUCGAGACAGGAAACCCCUUUGACGUGGAGGGAGAAGCAAGAGAUGUUUUAGGACGGUUUGUUGAAUGGAGGAAAAAUAAUCUGACAUCACGCAUCAGGAACGACAUGGGCCAGCUCAUCGUGGGUCGAUCAGGAGCCUACAAUGGAGGGAUUUUGGGCAUGGCCUACGUUGGCAGUGUUUGCUCAGCAGGCAGCGGCGGUGGAAUUAGCGUGUUUAGCGACAGUGCGUUGCAGUAUUUUUCCACGGUGCUAGCUCACGAGAUGGGCCACAAUCUGGGCAUGAACCACGAUGACUCACGCUGCAAGUGCGAAGGAAGCAGCUGCAUCAUGUACUCUACCGCCACUGGAUCGAAAUUGUUCAGCAGCUGCAGCGGUACUGAUUUUGAGAACCUGGUCAUCCGGGGAGGAGGGGUGUGUCUGCUGAACGAGCCAUCUCAGGACAGCGUCAUCUCCGUGGCCCAGUGCGGGAACGGGAUCCUGGAGGGAAAAGAACAGUGCGACUGUGGAUCGCCAAAGACCUGCAAAAAUAAAUGCUGUGAUGCGGCUACGUGCACUUUCACAAAGGGUUCGGCUUGUGCUGCUGGCAGCUGCUGCAAAGACUGUCAGCUUGUGGUGUCUGGUACACCCUGCAGAAAAUCCGUAAACCAGUGCGACCUGCCUGAGUACUGCGACGGCCGAUCCGCUUUCUGCCCGUCAGACUUCUAUCUAAUGGAUGGUCUCACCUGCGAGGGCGGCAACGCGUACUGCUAUGAGGGCCGGUGCCAGACAUUGGACUACCAGUGCAAGCAGCUCUUCGGGCAAAACGCAGUAAAAGCUAAUGAUAAAUGCUUUAGCUACGUGAACACACAGGGAACCAGGUUCGGAAACUGUGGUUACUCUGGAUCCAAAGUUGUCCGGUGUUCUGUGGCGAACUCCAUGUGUGGGAAGAUACAGUGCACAAACUUUGACUCUAACUACCCACCGGAUGGGGCAGUCAUCAGCAUCGAGAACAUAGAACCAGGGGUCUCGUGCAGGAACGCCGACUUCAACCUGGGAUCAGACGUUCUCGACCCGGGAUACGUCAAAACAGGGACCGUGUGCGCUGCAGACAAAGUCUGCAUGAACUUCAAGUGUGUGAAUUCAUCAGUGAUGACACAAGGACAGAAGUGUGAUGCUGCAAAGGACUGCAACGGCAACGGGGUGUGUAAUGAUCAGGCUCACUGUCACUGCAACAACGGCUGGGCUCCACCUCAUUGCAACAAAUGGGGCAGAGGAGGCAGUGUGGACAGCGGCCCUGCUCAGAUAGAUUACUCACUGAGGAACGGCCUGUUGAUCUUCUUCCUGUUGGUGCUGCCCAUUCUGGUGCUGGCGGUGUUGGCUUUUCUUUACAUAUACAGACGCGACUCUGUAAACAAGUGCUUCAGGGGCCGACGGUCCAAACGGCAGAGGACAAAUGAAGCAAAUGCUCAGACGAACAACCAGCCAAGCGGAAAUGUCCAAAGACCAGCGCGUCCUCAGCCCCCGACGCCCAAUCCUCCUAAAAAUCCACAGUAUCCAUCUGCCACCCCGGGAGCUCAGCCAAGUCAGGGUUAUGAUGAUGUGCAGCCUGCAGUUUGGAGUUCUCAGCCUCCCAGAAACGGACCUGGAGUUCCUCGACCCAUUCCACCCAGGAACAUCGUCCAGUGACCAAACUCACAAAAGGAUGUUUGUGGAAUUGCACAGAAAUGUGAUGUUGAUUAUCACAGUGAAGAAAUGACCCAGUAGUCUCUCGUGUUAUGUCAUGUGAUUCUGUGAAUAUUCUCAGUGCACAUUUGAGUUUUGUUUACGGUUUGUAUCUUUGCCGUAGGGUGAUUUCUGAUGCCCCUCAUUAGCAUGUUUUUGUUUGAUUGUAUGCACUGUGCUGCUUUCAUAUGAUUCACUGAUUAAAUAAUUGUAUAAUGCAGGUGUUUCUAAUAAAACAACGGGGUGGUGUGAUGAUGGCGUAACUGUUACCACCUCGAGGAUGAAUAUUUUCUUAUAACA